Drosophila persimilis is the source of this 420-nucleotide messenger RNA. RefSeq names its product obscurin. The record is from RefSeq and is a predicted model, not a curated record. NCBI's taxonomy places the organism in Eukaryota, Metazoa, Arthropoda, Insecta, Diptera, Drosophilidae. Bases 1 to 420 code for a protein of 139 amino acids. The transcript has 3 exons.
AUGCUGUCACAGGGUGAUAUUUUGUCUGUGGCCAGUUGGUACAACACCGAUGGACGUGUGGAGACCGCCGAGCGAUAUAAACUGAUUGAAGAUGGCCUGGGCGUCUACAUGAUCGAGAUUAAGCCAUCGGAGUCCUGCGAUGCCGGGGAAUGGAAAUGUGCGGUCACCAGCUUUGAGGGAUGUGUGGGCAUCUCCACCUGUGCAGUUAACAUGGACAUUCCCAGAAACUAUCGCAAGCCUCGGUUCAUGGAGAGCCUUCGUGCCGUUCUAACUGAAGAGGGUCUUGUCUCCUUUGAGUGUAAAGUGGUGGGCUUCCCAACGCCAGUGCUCAAAUGGUUCAAGGAUGGCCAUGAAUUGAAGCCUGGUGAUGUUUACCAGCUGACAGGAUCCAAUUCCUUUUAUAACCAAUACUCAAAAUGA